UGGGCAGGUCCUGCAUAACCAGACCAGUCCAGUCCACCUUCUUUCUAUGGCCAUUGUAGUGUCCACCCUCCAAGGUUCCUUUCGUUUCGACAAAACACAGUACACACUAGCCCUCUACAGAAGGUGGGGAUUCAUUGCUGAAAGGACACAUGGGGCAAUUGUUUCCUAAUGAUUCGUGUAUGCAAGACGUCUGUUACCCUACACGAACCUGUGAUUGGUCAGUUACAUCACGUGGCGUUGAUUCCAUUAACACACUGGCCUAUGAUAUUGUUCAUGUAACUGUCUAAUUACAUAAAAGGACCUGGCAUACGUUUUAUAUUCUGUCUGGUUUCGUCGCUCAGAAGGAACAGCGGCCGAUUCCACGCUAAGGACUUUUAUAACAAGGUACAGCUAGCCCCUACUGAAUUUUCACGUGACAUCUCGAGAACAUUCCCUGUCGACAGACGCGGCUGUCAGUGACAUGGAGCAGAUCCCAUCAGAUGAAGAAGUUUGUGUGGCAUCGCUGGCUGACCGAGACUCAGUCGUGGCCAUAGACGAUGACGUGUACAGCGGCCUGGAUAACCUCCCUGACACCUACCCGUCUCUUGUGGAAGGACCCGGCGUUCGUGGCUACCUUUACAAAAAAGGAGGCAGAACUAUUGCAUUUCUGCACACUAGGCUGAUAGAUGGAGGAAGGACGCUAUUGCAGAGUGCAGCAAGAGUAGUGGAGGAAUACAGAGGAAGUGGAGUCUUUGGGAGAUUUCGUAGACUAAUUCGUAGCAAGUACAUCGGGUCAUCUAAUCUUUGCUACAUUGCCUUAACGGUCUCUGAUAUCACCAUGAACACGAUUGGACAGAAGCUUCUAAGGACACACCGACAGGUGACCGAGAAAAAAAUAACAAAUGUGGACCUGACAUCAUUUGAUGUUAGCUUAAAAGCUGCAACACGUUUCCCGCGAAUAAGAAAACUCUCUACUGACGAUAUGACAUCGAUCAUGUCCUGUGAGGACGGCUGCCUGCAUCAUCUCUUUCCGGAUGGAAGAAUUAUUCUAGACUGGCAGCCAUACCGACUGAUGGCAGCUAACGUGCCCCUCAUCACCGACACCUUCAAACACCGCGUCUUCCUGGCUACAGACGACAAGAGUCCUCCCUUGGACACACCUUUGUUUGCUCCCCUGAAAGUCCUGUCUGCAGGAAGCUACUUCAGGUGCAAGAAAGCCCCUACUGAAGUUUCACGUGACAUCUCGAGAACAUUCCCUAUCGACAGACGCGGCUGACAGUGACAUGGAGCAGAUCCCAUCAGAUGAAGAAGUUUGUGUGGCAUCGCUGGCUGACCGAGACUCAGUCGUGGCGAUAGACGAUGACGUGUACAGCGGCCUGGAUUAUCUCCCUGCCACCUACCCCUCUCUUGUGGAAGGACCUGGCGUUCGUGGCUACCUCUACAAAAAAGGAGGCAGAACUGUUGGAUUUAUGACCACUGAACUCACAGAUGGAGGGAGAACUCUGGUUAUGGAUGCAGCAAGAAUAGUAAAGGAAUACAGAGGGAGAGGAAUGUACGGGCGUUUUCAAAGACUGGUCCUUCGCCAAUAUAUCCGGUCACAUGACAUUUGGUACCUUGCGUUUACAGUUGAUAAUACCAACAUGGCAGUUAAUGGACAGAGACUUCUGAGAACAUAUAGAAAUGUAUCCGAGAAGACUGUGACAUGUGUCGAGCUGACUUCUUCUGAUUUUAAUUUCCAUGGGAAAACAGAAUCCGAUAAUCCAAGAAUGAGAAUACUCUCUAGCGAUGAUAUGACUUCUAUCAUGUCUAGUGAGUCUCUAGACGACCUCCUUCAUCUCUUUCCGGACAGAAGAAUGAUUCUGGACUGGAAGCCAUACCGAGCGAUGCCAGAGAACGUCCCCAUCAUCACCAACACCUGCACGCAUCGCGUUUUUGUGGCAACAGACGCCGAGAGUAGUUCCCCUUUGAACAGGGCUCGCAGUUCUCUCCCUCGCAUCCUUUCCGCAGGUAGCUACUACAGGUGUAAGAUAGGUACCUGUUACUCAGCAGAUGUUUUCGGUGACGGAAGUGAGGACGAGCUGCGUGCGCACAUCACGUGGCACAUUCUGCGUUCCGCUAAUGUGGGUAACGGUAAUGUUGCUAUUACUGUCUCUUGCACCAGAAGCUUGGAUGAAAUGAUGGCAGACCUGGGAAAGACUUUUCCACUUAGAAAAUCAAAUCUGCCUUUUAAGCAGGUAAUUUCAUUCGAACAAGUGUUGAAGAGCAGCUGUCUCUAAACUAUCUACUGUUAAUUUUGUGUUUUUAACAAUUAAAAAUAUUCCAUAUAAAUCUUUUUAUAAAUAAAAUGUGUGCAAUGCCUGCACACAACACAGUUAUCUGUUUCACAAAACUGCUUCUGUAUAGUUAUUUUCACAUAGUAGUUGUGGGAAACACUUGACUUAUCUUGAAAUAACAAUCCUCGAUGGUUAUUUUAGUUUUCUCAGCACUUUAAAAUACUAAAGCUGUGAAAUUAGCUGACUGUACACAUGGCAUGCAUCUCCUUUGUCGGUCAAACAACUUGUACUUUUAAUUGCUGGACACGUGACAUGCGUCUGUACAUUAAUACCUGAAAUGCUGCAUAUCUUACAUAUUUUGUAUUUCACAAAGCUGUUGGAAUUACUAGGGCUGGUAACUGGUUAUCUACAUAAAGAUUUAAGAAAAAAAUGUUUCCUACCUGUACGAUGAGGCCUUCAGGUCUUAAGAGCAUUUAGACUGGUGAUGUGGCAAAGUAGGGUUUUCUUAUUAUUAGGUGUCACCAUGUAAUGCUCCUAUUCAUUAAAAAAUUUAUAUCAAUAUAACUAAACUUUAAACUUUAAUCAGUGUUUGAUAAUAUUCUAUUACCAAAACGACACAUAUUAAUUAUAAUUAUAUAAUACAUAAUGUAUACAUAUGCGGAAUAUUCUUUGUUUGGUUACUUUUUUGUGACAUAAAGAGUAGAGCGCUUUAAUUCUUAAUGAUUCAGUCAGAGAAAACUGUUUUUGUACUACAUGUGUGAAAAGCUAUUGGCAACCUCUUUGAAGGUAUUGCCUAUUUAUACAUCAUAAACGACAUAUGUAUAUACAAUGCUGAAAGGUAGUUUAUUUGUGUGGCUUCAUUUUGCUUUUUUAUUAAUUUUUUUGUCUGGCGAAGGUAAAAAGUGUAAAAGAAGU
Molecule: messenger RNA, 3167 nt
Organism: Pomacea canaliculata
Lineage: Eukaryota; Metazoa; Mollusca; Gastropoda; Architaenioglossa; Ampullariidae
Product: histidine N-acetyltransferase-like
Exons: 7
Coding region: 461-1255 (264 amino acids)
Molecular function (GO): acyltransferase activity, transferring groups other than amino-acyl groups
Source: RefSeq, a predicted model, not a curated record